AUGUCAUCAAGUCCUUGGGACGCUUACUCACAGCACACAGGACUCCCUUCCUCUCUUGAACCCUAUGGGCAUCCCUUUUCUGCAGAUAUGAGAAGUCUUGCUGGAGGCUCUGCAGCUUCAGGAAUGAGUGGAUUAGGUGGAGAGGGAGUGUUAGGAUAUCCGAAAUCUAGUGACCUUUCAGCAAAUCUGAAUUUAGCUUCACAGUAUGCUGCUUAUGGCCAGUCUUAUGGAAUGCCAGAUUUAGGCUUUCCAGGAUCUUCACUUAGGCCCAGCUCUACUGCCCAUUCACCUGGAGCUGCUGCAGAAAAUAUACCUGCUUCAUCUCCACAUGGUCAGUAUUCUGGUACCCCUACUUCAGAACAAUCAUCCUCACCCACAUUUCCAAAUUCUUCAACCUCAUUGUACACUCCAAGUACCAUAACCAGUAGUAUUUCUUCAAGCCCUUAUGCACAAGCAUUUGGAAGUACCAGCAGUUCUACAGAAGCACGAGGCCCCCCUUUUUCACCAUUUGCCCAGUCAUACGGUUAUCCUAUGUAUGGUUACAACCAGGUUGGUGGAUUUCCAACCUCCAAUUCAUUGGAUGGAGUCAAUCGAUACAUGGGGGGCAUUUCUUCAUCACAGCUUAUGCAGUCGUCUGCCAUGGGUCUUUACUCAAAUAGUCAGGCCAGUCAGAUGCCUUUCCCUUAUCAUCCAUCAAUGGGUUGGGGACCCACAAUACCAGGAUUUCCUCUUAAAGAAAGCACUGACUUGAUGUCUCAGGAGGAACUAGAUCGAUACAGAUACAGGCAGUUGUCGAAUCCCUAUUUUCCAGGCCUGCCACCUGGUGGACCCCCUGGGAGAAAUUUUCCAUCACACCCCUUGCAGUCAGGGAUGAUGCGCACUCCGCCAUUUCUUGAUGAUCGAGUGCACAGCCCAGCACCAAAGAAACCUAAGAAAUCCACAGAAGAAGCCGAAAGACCACCAACACCAGCACCCAGAGAUCCUGCCUCUUUUCACUCUAAUCGAGGUAUCUACCUGUUUACUUCAAAUCCAGAGCCCGGAAGUCCAAACUACUUCAGUGACAGAUACAUGAUGUUUGAAAAAGAAUUGUGUGAGAAACUUUCUCGGGUUAGCCUUCCAGGGAAAAUUCAGUAUGUCUACAAUCCUUUGGAGUAUGCUUUUGACUCCCAUUUAAAUUUUGUCAGAAGAUUUUGCACUGGGGAAAAGUAUAUUCUAUUUGUUGGAAUGAAUCCAGGGCCUUUUGGUAUGUCCCAGAAUGGUGUACCAUUUGGUGAAUGUGCUAUUGUAAAGGAAUGGCUUCAGAUUGAAGGUGAGGUCUUAAAGCCAGUUUUAGAGCAUCCAAAAAGACGGGUAGUUGGCUUAGAAUGUUCCAGGUCGGAGGUAACAGGUGGACGAUUCUGGCAACUUUUUCGAACACUGUGUCACACACCUGAACAUUUCUUCAGAACGAGCUAUGUACACAAUUUGUGUCCUUUUGCCUUUCUGACUGACAGUGGUAAAAAUGUUACGCCUCCACAGUUAACAUCAUCUGUUCUGGAUCAGAUAAAUGCAUUGUGCAAUGCAACGCUUGUAGAUGUUGUUCGGCUUCUGAAGUGCAAAUAUGUUGUAUGCAUUGGUAAAUAUGCACUUGCUCAGGCGCAGAAGGCUUUGUCUGCAGAUGAAUUUAACGGGAUCACCUUAGAAUGUUUGAUGCAUCCCAGUCCCAUUAACCCAGCAGCAAACAAAGGCUGGGCUGAUAUUGCCAUUAAACAGUUAACUGAAAUCGGCAUCAUUGACAUCAUACGAUAUGGCAGGAUACCUUAUCAGGCACCCAGCCAACAGCAGUCUCUGCCACAUUCAUCUUCAUCAUCUUCUGCUGGUCAUCACUCCCAUCAUCACCAUUCGUACCACAAUAAGCAAUCUCCUGGUCACUAUGGUUUUCAGUCUCCACCAAUGCAGUCAUAUCACCAGUCUCCAGCUCAAGGAUCAAACAACCACCAGUCUCCAGCUCAUGCUGCUUCUCACCAGUCUCCUGCCCAGGCUUCCUCACGUAGCUCUCCAGCCCAUGCUAGCCAGUCACGUAAUCAAGCAUCUCCUGCGCAUUCGUCUUGCAGUCAGUCACCAGCCCAGCAACAGUCACAGGGCCCACCCAACCAGUCCCCUGAACAUGUUUUAGGUUCGUCUGCACAGUCCUUAGUGGAUCAGAAUAAAGAAAGUAAACAUCCAAGCAAAGAUAAAAAAUCUGAUAAGAAUAGUUCUAAAGACUCUCUGUUAGAUGCAUCUUCUAACUCUGACAAAUCACAAGACAGCCAGGGUUUGCCACAGUUGAACAACAAUGGUAUUCCUAAUUAUUCUAGCGACUCAGGUGGACAGGGUCAUGAGAAUGGUUUACCCAAUUCUCAGAGUGAAUCGGGAUCACAGGGUUCAGAAGUCUCUAAAGGAAGUUCCCCCAAUUCACAAUAUACAUCAGGAAAUCCAGGAAAUUCAUCAGAGCCUCAACUAAUGGGACAUAACUCUCAGCUGUCCAGCAGUGGUCUCAUGAGCUCAGCGAAUCCUCAAAUGCAUAUUUCAAUGGGUUCUGGUCAUCCACACAUGGGUAUGGGCCUGUCAAUGACCUCUUCUCCGGGUUUGCAUGGCUCUUCAUCAGAACAACACAGUUCACUGUCGGGUCAACAGAUCGGCUCACCACAGAUGAGCACUUCAAAUUCACACAUGGGGUCUCAAAAUUCCCAUAUGGGUUCCAUCAAUUCUCACAUGGGAUCCUCAAUGGCCCAUAUGAUGGGCGCACAGAGUUCUCAUCAAAUGACUAUGGGAGUUCAGAGUAUGGGUUCACAUGGUCAGAUGAGUUCAAUGAAUCCUUAUGCACCGCAACAUAUGGAUAUGCCUCAAAUGAGUGGCUAUGGAAUGGGUCUUGGUGGAUACCCAGGCAAUCCAGGAAUGAGAUCCAGCUCAGACCUCUCUGGCUAUCCUCCUCAUAUGGGUAUGAAUUCUGGAAUGGGGAUGUCCGGAAUGGUUGGCAUGCAUGGGGGCCCAAUGGCCUCUCAGAUGGGAAUGUUCAACCCACAUAUGAGCAGAAUGAUGGCUGGCCCUGAGCAUAUGAGUAUGCAUGCUGGCAUGAACUCAAUGUAUGACAGCAGCCUGAUGGGAAAAGAUAUUGGAUACUCUAGCCAUUACUCUGACAAGCCACCUGAAUGCAGUUAGUAAUGGAAAAUAAACAUUUCUGCUUGAGAAGCACUUUAAAGAACAAAAAGGCAAGAGAACCAUUUCCUUUAGGUACAGCUGUGCAAGAAGAACAACGUUUCUAUAGCUCUGAACAUUGAUCUAGAGGUAAUUAAUUCAAGAUCUUUUGUUAUAAUUGGCUGGAUGGUUUCACGCCUCAUUAUACAAGGAAAAUUAUAUAAAAUAUAUAUUCUAUAUAUAUAUAUUGUAGAUUUGCUAACCUUGAUAGAAUUUAUAACCAUUUAAAAAUGAAAACCAUUAUUAAAAAAAAAUCUUUAACAAUGCUGUAUCUAUUAAUAAUGUAUUAGGGAUGAUAGCUCUAGAAUGUAUAAUUACCAUUUUUUAUUAUUGUAUAUAUUGUACAAUGUUGAAAAAAAUUGAGAUGUAUUUUUAUAGACCCAUGUAAAGAAAGUGUAAUUUUUUAAAACUACUUUAGCUUUUAAAAAUAAUUCUUUUAGAAAAAAAAAAUUGAGCUCAUUGCCAUCAUGUGUUUUUAAAUGUGUGAAGCUUUAAUUUUGAUUUUUUUUUCUUUUCUUUUUUUUUUUUUUUUAUUCAAGUUGAUUUUUACUACUUUUAAUUUGCAGUUCUAUUUAGUCCAAGGGUAGAUAAAGAGUUUGAAAUCUUUGAUAUCGCUUGUUUGAAACAUAGAAUCUGUGUUUGGUUUUCAAUAGUCUUUACAGAAAGAUUUCCUUGCUUGAACUUGGCUGUGUCUUGAGAGACAGAAGUAUUGACUGCCAGUAUUUUCUGCACAUUGAAUACAUUCAAAUUGAUUCUUUAAAUUUCCCUUUCAUGUCAUUUAUACAAAAUAAAUAAAAUCCAAUUCCCUCCCCUAACCUUCUAUCCAGAAAAUUGAUUUUAUUUAUUUUUUUAUUAUUUAUGCUAAACCUUUUGUUUACUUUAAAAAAAAAAAGUGUGUGUGUACUUUGAUCCACUGUUAAUAACUUACUACUAAACAAUGUUAGAUUUAAAAUCUAGGAGUUCCUUGUAGAUAUUCAGUUUGUCUUGAUCUAUUUCCACACCAUUGUUUUACAUUAUUUGAAUUGAUUGCAUUACUCUGGGACAAUAUGUAUUUGUACAAAUCUGAAUCGUACCAUUGUUGUAUUUUUGUGAACUUAUUAACCUUGUUUGCUGUUGUUCUCAUCUCAUAACUCCCAACGCUAUCACCUGCGUAUUAUUUCCAUGUACACAUUAUUUCAAAUGACCUUUUAUGAAUCUCAGUUCUAAUGAUUUGAAUGAAUUCACUAAGUUCAUGUUAUGAAUGUCAAUUUCUUUAUAUAUAUAUACAUAUAUAUAUAUAUAUAAUAUAUAUAUAUACACACACAAUAAUUGUCAUUUCUACAAAUUGCUACUGUCUCAUUAAAUGUUUAUUACAUUGUAUUUGAUGGUGUGUUAUUUGUGUGACCUUUAACCUUUUUUGUGCUAAUGAUUAAAAAAAACAACAUUGGGAUGUUAAUAUUCACUCAGUAUCAUGCUAAUAAGUAAAUCCUUGAUAUUUUUUUAGUAACAAAAUACCAUCAUCUCUUUCUACGACAUUUCAGUACUAGUACUAAAGAGUAGAAAUGAACAAUUGGAAUUAUUAUUCUAUUAGUAAACUUUGGGUCUGACUCUCUAGCCUACCUUAAUUUAUUGGAUAAGAUCAUACUUUUGGCUUCUGGCAUUGACUAGGUAUUAAGGUAGUUUGUCUGUUUUACAUUUUUUUUAAUGAUUAUUAAAAGGAAAUAUGUGAAGAACUAUUUUUCCUAUUCUAUUAUGAUCUGACUGAUGUGUAUCUUUGGUUACUCAGGAUGAUGCUUUUAUUCUGUAUCAGUUGUUAUUAAAAUGCUGGUUCACUUGUUAGAAGUAACAGCUGCUAAUUAAUUAUACAAACAGCUAGUGCUUACUGGAAGCUAUGGAGAAAAUCAUUUAUAGGUCACAUGAUUAACAUUGAAAUCAUCACCACUUUUUUUUUAACUUGUAAUGUAGAGUAGUCUCAACCACACUGAUGAUGUCUUUUUUUUUUAAAAAAAAAAAAAUCUCUUUAAUUAUUUACAGUUAGUGAUAUUUAUAUUUAUAAACAAAAAAAAAAAAAACCACAUUCAUUUCUCAUUAUAUGCAUUUGAAAUGGCCAUUGUAGCACACAAGGUUGAAAUAUAUUGCUGGACGUGAACAUUUGUUGUAAAUCUUUGGAUCUGUUGACCAUUAGUUUAGGGAGUAGACUUGGGUCCUAAAGGUAAUAAUUUUUUUGAUAGGUCAGAUAACCAAAAUUUUAGAUUAUGUAUUUCUCCAAAAAAAAAAAAAAAAAAAAGAA
Molecule: messenger RNA, 5485 nt
Organism: Biomphalaria glabrata
Lineage: Eukaryota; Metazoa; Mollusca; Gastropoda; Planorbidae
Exons: 1
Coding region: 1-3180 (1059 amino acids)
Biological process (GO): base-excision repair
Molecular function (GO): single-strand selective uracil DNA N-glycosylase activity; oxidized pyrimidine nucleobase lesion DNA N-glycosylase activity
Source: RefSeq, a predicted model, not a curated record